CAAUCUUAUUUUUGUUGUGAAUUAUUAGUUCAUAAAUAGGGAUUGCUUUGUCUCCUAGUGUACUACUAGUGGGGCUUGUGUCGUGUCUACAAAACUUGUUUGAGGCAUUCAUUCACUGUCAACAUAGUAUUUAUGUUGGAAGCAAUAACACUUUCUUAAGUUUCUGUGUUUCACAAGGUUGUUUUCCAUACUAUUCAUGAUGCAUCUGCAUGAAUUUUACGGUAUGUCUAAACAAAAAGUCGAUCAUAAAGAGAUAAACAAAGAUCAAUCUUCUGUACACAAAAACGAUUUGCUUGAGCUGGUUUCGGAAAAUGACCAGAUUUCAGUGCAGGUUCAAUCUAGAGGUGAAAAGAGUCCAACUUGUAAGACUUUACCGUCUCAUACUCUUAAGGGUCAUCAUGAUGAUUUGAUAAUGAUGCCAUCGCUGUUGCAUCAAUGUCAACCAUCGCUUGAAAAUGACAUUCCAUCUUCCUCAACCAUAGUGAAUUUCACCCAUUUUGCAAAACCUGUUGCUAUUGUGAAGGCUAAUCUUCAGAAAAUUAGUUUGUCUUCUUCAAGAUCACAAAGUGUGGGAAUAAAGAACAAUAGGCCUGAUUUGAAAUAUUUGAAGCCGAAAUCUCCAGAGCAGGACGCGGAUGUUUCUACGCCUGUUUGCAAAGGAGAUGUCUUCAAGGUUGAUCGAACUUCGAAUCAAGUUCUUGGUAGAAAUGGUCAAGAAGAUGUCGAAAAAUGUACCAAACCAGUAGAAGUCUCUUCUUCUGUUUGCUCGGACAAUGGCGCAUAUAGAGGCUCAGAUGACCCCAAUCAAAAUUUGAAGGGAAAAAAUAUAUACUCUGAUGAUUUCGAUUGGCACAGCCACAGUGAAGACGUUGAGGAUGAAUCGGUCGGUAUUAAAAAGAAAGCUCAUGGACGAGGAGGUUUUGGCUCGAAGAGAAACCGUUCGGCUGAAGUACACAAUCUAUCUGAAAGGAAACAAAGAGACACGAUCAAUGAGAAGAUGCGGACAUUGCAAGAACUCAUACCGAAUUGCAAUAAGGUGGAUAAAGCUUCCAUGCUGGAUGAGGCAAUUGAGUAUCUUAAAACCCUUCAACUCCAACUGGAAAUAAUGUCAAUGAGAGGAGGUGGUUUAUACAUGCCGAUGAUGUUACCUGCGGGAAUGCAGCAGAUGCAUAUGUCUCCCUUUUCAGCGAUGCAAAUGGGGUUAGGGGUGCCUCAAUUUCAAGGAACUCAUCUACCAGUUGCACAUGCAUCUGGACUUUCUGCUUUACAUGGGAUGGCGGCGGCAAGGCCAAAUCCUCAAAUGUUCGGACUUCCUUGCCAUGGACUCCACAUGCCAAUGCCGUGCGCUCCAAUGUUUUCUUUUCCAAUGCCAAAUGUGAACUCACAACAAGUUAUGCAAAACAUCGAUGAAUGUAACUCAGCAAACCCAAGGUCUAUCCAGUGUGAAGCAACAAAUGACAAAGAAGCUUUUACUCUCGAUAAUGAAGACAAGCCCGUGAUUGAAAAAUGUAAUGAGUAAGAGUAAGCAUCAGUGCAUGCAAAUACAUUGAGAAAUAAGUCUGAAUUCUCUUGAUCUCAUGUCUCUAGACUAGAGUAUAAGAGGAUACUUAAAAUUCAUUGAGUUUUGGAUAGACAUUUAUUUGUACAUUCAUUAUAUUUGUAAUCUGGUUUUUUUACAGAACUUACUAGUCACUAUAUUACAAAAUGGAUAA
Lathyrus oleraceus (garden pea) is the source of this 1712-nucleotide messenger RNA. Its product is annotated as transcription factor PIF3. NCBI's taxonomy places the organism in Eukaryota, Viridiplantae, Streptophyta, Magnoliopsida, Fabales, Fabaceae. Gene Ontology annotation, biological process: regulation of DNA-templated transcription. The coding region runs from base 197 to 1519 and encodes 440 amino acids. The record is from RefSeq and is a predicted model, not a curated record. Gene Ontology annotation, molecular function: protein dimerization activity; DNA-binding transcription factor activity. The transcript is spliced from 7 exons.